GUGGUUGGCCUAUGAAAUGGGUUGCCUUCAGAUGUUGUAGAGGCAAUUAAUGUAAGGGAGUUUAAAGAUAUAGUAAAGAAUUCAUAGUCCAAAGAUAUUUUAAUAAUGUUGGUAGAUGUGUGACAUGAAACAAAGUUUAAUGUUAGGUAUGCAGAAAAAGUAAACUUGUAUGACAUGGGAUUGUGUUUAAUACUUUUACAGACAAGUCCAUAACAUUGAACGUCGUCUAACCAGAGACCUGCAAACCAUCGUGGAGAUACUCUCUCAUAUUGUACAUGCUGGUACUAGUCCCUCCACUUUGCUGCCACCAGAGGGUUCUCAUUCUAGAUCUCCAAUUGUUGAAGAGAUGAAAGUCACUCAACGACCAGCCUCACUCCAAAAUCGACAUCCUCUUUUAAGGACCAGAAUUCUACCUUUCAGAAAGGCAUUAAGUCUUCAGAAUACCCCUACAUCUACUGAGGAAUUAAAAUUGAAACUUCCAUCCCAUAGUUUAGAUACCAGUAGGUCUCUUGAUGAGUCUGCUUUGGAAGCUAUCCAAUGGCCAAUUCCUAAAUUGAGUUCAAAUGAUGGCAAUUUGGAAAAGCCACGACCGACUACAGUGCCUCCUAUUUUUGUUGAUGAUAGGUCACCUGACACAAAUCGCAGUCAGUCACAGCCCUCCAACCACAGUCAGACUUCCAAGCUAGCAAACAGGAAGAUACUAAAGAUGAUAUGAGCAACUCUCUAUCCUCGCUCGCUACUGAAAGUGGAUUCCAUACCUCCAAGAUCUUUCAGCUGUCAUCCAACUCAAGACUCAAAGUCCUCCAAUAUAUAAAUAAUUCUAUACAAUAUAUUUGCUGUUGUGUAUUUAUUUUUUCUUACCUAACCAUUUAGAGGCACGUUAUCUUCUCAGUGAUGUAACUCCCAUCAUACCCACUUAUCAGUUCACGAUAUAUUAGGUAUGGGUUUCUUUUACCAGUUUGAUAUUCAUACUUGAAAAAAUAUAUAUAGCUAAGUAGUUUCAGAAGGUCAAGUACAUUCUUAAAUAAAUACGAAGAAACUAAUUUUCAUGUAUAUAGGCACACGCAUUUAGGUUACAACUCUAAUUAAAGGAUUCUGUAGAGGUAAGAAAACAUUUUUGGUACAUGUAACUUAUUUCUUGUGAUUCUGUGCUGUGGACUUCUGUCAAACUGGGUUCAAUUCUGGUAUACAAAUGUGGUUUUUAUUUCUCUGUCCAACAGUUAGGAGUUCCUACAUUUUUCAAACUGCUAAUGAAAUAAGGCAGCCAUUUAUAUACCAAAGGCUCGGAAAUCAAGACGUGCAACAUAAAUGUUUGUUGUGUAAAUAAUAUCAUUUAAUGGGUCCCAAAAUUAGGUCCUCAUAAGUAAUGAUAUAAGCCCUUGCACUUGUGCCUUUUAAAACUUUUAUUAUGAAAUGCUGAGCACACCUGUUUUCUACUUUUAAAUAAUGUUUUUAUUGUUCUUGUACUUUCUUUUCAAACAGAUUUUAAACAGUGAAUUACUGAGAAAAAGUUUAAUUUACCUGACAGUUACUGUAGAUUUGGCAACAUUUUUGUUGAUAAUGCCUGUGAUAAACUAGAAUGAUAUUUCAAUAAUGAAUCAGUUAACUUCCUAUGAAAGUCAGACAUGCAUUUCAACAAAGUUCAACAUUUUUUUAACAUUUCUGUGCAUCUACAACAACCUGUCUUAACAAUAACAUCUUUGAACUUAUUUUCUCUAUGAUCCCUACAGACUGUGAUAAGUAAUUUUUUUUUUAGUGUAAUAAUUCUAUUUGAAUCCAUAUUGUUUGUUUGUUUUUUAAGCAAAGCCACAUUAGGCUAU
This is a messenger RNA of Limulus polyphemus (Atlantic horseshoe crab), 1820 nucleotides long. RefSeq lists its product as uncharacterized. Bases 347 to 715 code for a protein of 122 amino acids. Lineage: Eukaryota; Metazoa; Arthropoda; Merostomata; Xiphosura; Limulidae. The transcript has 3 exons. The record is from RefSeq and is a predicted model, not a curated record.